Messenger RNA from Prunus avium (sweet cherry), 1337 nucleotides. RefSeq names its product UDP-N-acetylglucosamine transporter UGNT1-like. The record is from RefSeq and is a predicted model, not a curated record. Lineage: Eukaryota; Viridiplantae; Streptophyta; Magnoliopsida; Rosales; Rosaceae.
ACUGCCCACUGCGUCAAAAAAGCUGCUCAAAAGCUUCCUUUUCAGUAUCAAAAGUUUUAACAGUGUGAGAGUCUGCGAGUCUGCGAGUCUGUGACUGUGAGAAAGAAAGGGCGUGUUUGGUUGGCCAUGGACGCGGAAAGCAACCAGAAAUUACCAGUCUCUAGCUCUUCGCAGAGCCAAGAGAGGCUUAAGAAAGGCCCCAAAAUGACCAGGAAAGGAGCUUAUGCUGCCACUUCCUACAUGGCUUCCGCAGUUCUCUUGAUAAUGUUCAACAAAGCAGCCCUGUCUUCAUACAAUUUCCCAUCUGCAAAUGUCAUCACACUUUUCCAGAUGCUAUCAUCAUGUAUAUUGCUGUACGCAAUGAAAUGUUGGAAGAUUAUUUCUUUCACAACUGAACCACAGAUCACUACAAACAAUCCAGUAACUCUGGUACCAUUUAAGACGUUGGUUCACACUCUUCCUCUUGCAGUAUCCUAUUUGCUUUAUAUGUUGGUAACAAUGGCAUCAGUGCGUGGUAUAAAUGUUCCCAUGUACACCACCCUCAGACGGACUACAGUUGCUUUUACAAUGAUUGUUGAGUAUAUUUUGACAAGGCAGAAACAUUCACAUCCUGUUGUGGGCAGUGUCGGGAUAAUUAUACUUGGUGCAGUUGUUGCCGGAGCUCGGGAUUUGUCAUUUGAUGCCUAUAGUUAUGGUGUUGUUUUUGUUGCAAACAUCUGUACAGCAAUAUAUCUUGCUUCUAUAGCUCAUAUUGGUAAGUCCAGUGGUCUUAGUACCUUUGGCCUAAUGUGGUGCAACGGAAUAAUAUGUGGACCAAUCUUGCUGGUUUGGACCUCAAUCAGUGGUGACCUAGGAAGGAUGAUAAACUUCCCGCAUUUAUUCUCCCAUGGGUUUCAGGCUGUGAUGCUUUUUUCCUGUGUUAUGGCUUUUUCAAUAAAUUAUUGCGUAUUUUGGAAUACAACACUCAAUUCAGCUCUCACGCAGACAAUUUGUGGUAAUUUGAAGGAUCUUUUUACAGUUGGACUUGGCUGGUUACUGUUUGGUGGGCUCCCGUUUGAUUUGUUGAAUGUUGCUGGUCAAUCUCUUGGUUUUCUUGGGUCCUGUUUGUACGCUUAUUGUAAACUCCGAGGGAAAUAAGAAGCAAGCAUGGCUGGCUGGUUGGCUGCACCAAGUCUUUCCUAGUGCUCCAAUGACUGGGAAUGGCUGCCUGCAUCAAAAUUUGAUUUGUAUCCUCAUGAGGAGGUUUCUUAAUAAAAAAUAGAUAUAGUUUAUUUAUUAGCUACUCUCAAAAGAUUAAAAAUUUAUCAAACAUUUGCACAAGUUCUGAUUUCACCUAA